UCACCCAAAUUAGAAAUUGAAUAAAAACAAACAAAACGCAAAGAACUAACUAACUAAUCAAUGUAGUUAAAUAGACAAAAAAAUUAAAUUCCAGUUAUUGAAAACAACUAGGAAGAGGUGGUGUAGAUGGCAAGCAGGCAGACAGACAGACUACAAUAACAAUAAGUGAAAACAUUUAGAAUAAAUGAAUGAACAAAAUUGUGUGAUGGCAAAAGUAAAACUAUUUAAAUGAUACAGAUACAUAAAUGGAGAACAAAAAACAACAACAAAGAAUGCAAACACAAAACAUUUAGUGUAAAAAAAACGACAAAGUAUUGAAAAACAAAUUGAUGAUGGGCUCGAACUGGCUCUAUUCUCAAUACAGUAUUAAGUAGUAUUGUCCACUACCCAAUGGGUAGAGUAUAGAAUAUAAAUGAAAAUUUCAAUAUGUAUAUUGAAAAAAACAAAGCGAAAAUCAACAGAGAAAUAAUUAAAUUUCAACCCAAUAACAAGCGUUAAUAAUACCCCACCCCACUAGCCUCCAGGUGUGCACACUCGCUCUUGCAUACUUUAAACGUAAAUUGUGCAAAUUUUUAUCCAAAUCCACAGAGCAACUGAAGCAGUGGCUGCAGAAAAACAUCAAACAAACUGUAUUGUUAUUUAAUGUUAUUGUUAUUUUUAUGUGUAUUUGGUGCUGGUCUUGUUGUUGCUGUUUUAGUUUCGUUAUGAUUGUUUAAUUCAAUUGCCGCAAUUGCCGUUUCAUUAAAAUAAGAAGACGACAUCAUACAAAAACCUGAAAUAAAAACCCAGCAAAAAUCACAUCAUUUAAUUCUACUGCUUGCUCUACUAGUAAAAGUUCGCAAUACUGCCGUCUAUGUGUAGCAGCUAGACUAGCAAUUGUUUGCAGCCCGUAUCAGUUUCAUUUGUCUCAUUAUGGUUAAAUCAUUGGUAUCCAAAUUAUCGUCUGCCUCUUCAACCUUAUCGAUUGCCAGUAGUUUUGGUAGCAGCCAUGGAAAACAUCAUCAUGAUAAUACGGCUGCCUCUUCUACAGCUUCCACCGCCAUCUCUGGGGAUAAUUAUUUAAAAUAUCGCAAUGAUCCGGGGCGUUUUUUCGGCGAUGGCGUGCAAUUCAAAGCCAAACUUAUUGGCAUCUUGGAGGUGGGCGAGGCACGUGGCGAUCGCAUGUGUCAAGAGGCCUUACAAGAUCUAAAAAUGGCAAUACGAGCCGCGGGCGAACACAAACAACGCAUCACCAUACACGUCACCAUCGAUGGCCUGCGCUUGAGAGAUGAGAAAACCGGCGAUUCACUUUAUCACCAUCCCGUACACAAGAUCUCAUUUAUAGCACAAGAUAUGACUGAUUCCCGUGCAUUUGGUUACAUAUUCGGUUCGCCCGACAGUGGUCAUCGUUUCUUUGGCAUUAAAACCGAUAAAGCUGCCUCUCAGGUGGUUUUAGCAAUGCGUGAUCUCUUCCAGGUGGUAUUUGAAUUGAAGAAAAAAGAAAUUGAAUUGGCACGCCAACAGAUACAGUCAAAAUCACUGCAUCAUCAUGAUGGCCAACAUCAAUUGUCCUCAUUGUCAUCGCUAAAGAGUGCUGCAGCGGCUGGGACGGCGGGCCAAAAUGAUCUGUCAGGGCUGGGAGGUUCAACAACAUCGGCUGCUACGCUUAGCAUGUUGAAUACCAUGGUUAGUAGUUCAACAAAUACACCAAAUACCAGUCGUUUGGGUGUUAAUUUGGAUUCUAAGGGAGCUUCCAAAGAGAUUUCUCCCGAGUCUGUGGCUGAUUUAGUAGAUUUAGAGCAAGAGCUUAGUUCUUUGCAAAGAGGUAUUACACAAAUGGAACGUAUUACACCCAAUGAUGCACAUUCUCAGCAAACCUCCACGUUGACCUCUAACGCUGCAAAAGCUACCACCACUCUGGUGGGAAGUGGUGCUGGCGGCGUUGGUGGUGGUGGUGGUGGCGGCAGUGAUGAUCCUUUUGGUGAUUCCUUUACUAGCUUUCCGACCUUACCACCUCCCGAGCCGGGACGUCUGCGUAGUAAAACUACCACUAAACCCAAUGACAUAACCAUCACCAACAUACCCACUACUACAGCCGGUAAUUCCUCUUUACUUUCACCCACUGCUACACAGACCCGUCUAACACCCGUCUCUGCAGGUCUUAAUACGGCAACGGUUAAUUUACAACCCCUGGACGAUGAUGAUGACAAUUGGCUGCGCGAACUAGAUGCCCACAGCGAUGUCUUUGAUACCUCGAAAACGGUAGUGCCCGGCUUAAUGGGCAUGCCACCUUUAGCCAGUUCUCUAACCACAGCUGUGCCACUACCCUCUCGAGCCCCUCUAGCUGCCCGAGAGUCAUCCGAUACGCCACCCAAUCAUAUUUACGAAACAGUUUCAUGUUCCGCCAACCCUAUGCCAGCGGACAUGGCCGAACUCUCAAGUAUUAGCAAUAAUGCGACCAACAAUGCCGAUACCAACACAAAUAAUUUAGCCAAUAGUUCUAGUCUAUCCGAUAUAUUUCAAACGGCUGCCGCGGAGUCAGCACAAAACUCUAAACUGGAUAUUAAAUCGGAACCAGUUGCCGUACCCGCAGCUGCUACCGGUGAUCCCGUCAUGUUGCCCCGUGACACCGAUCCCUUUUCGCCGACUCGCAAGAAAAGUGAUCCCUUCGAAGAGGGCGGUGAUCUAUUUUCGAAAUUGGAUCCCUUUGAAUUUGAAUUUACCAACAGUGGCAUUGGUGAGGUGGACAUUACUCGGAAAGCUGCCACUUCUUUAUCGCCCUCAACGGUCGACCAACUGACUGGUAGUGGUGCGCAGGUUUCCCAAGAUCUGUUGGCCGGCCAUUUGCAAGUGAAUUUACCACCUGAAGGUGACUCAGCGCAACCCAUUAGUACGGUGCGAUCACGUCCGGUACCCUCGGCCAUGAGUGCUGUAACAAGUGGUGUUGGCAUAGCGCCUGCCUCAGGAGCCACACUACCUCCUACUUCGAUGUUGAAACAGCAGACAGUCGAUGUGAUUUCCAGCAUAUCGAAUAAGAAAAUGCCUCAUCUUUUUGGCCAAUCGUCAAGAUUUUCCAAACGCGAUUCGAAUUCCAUAAACAUGAGACGCCUGCAGGAGUCGGAUUCUCUUAGUGAAACAGAAACCGCUCCAGAACCUCCACCCCGACCAGAUUACGCUAUAUGCGUUGAACCUCCACCCUUACCACCUAAAAAGCAAUUCAAUGAUUUUGUCAUAAGAUCACGCAACGGACCCAGUCACAGCUUGAGUUCAACGGUAAAUCAAUCAAUGGCCGGCAACCGUUACGAUAGUCUUAACUCAGUGCUGGCCUCUAAAAGCCAAACUGGACGUUCUGCCAACACAGAUGUGCCUCCUAUACCGUUGCCUUCACGCCGAGUGGGACGUACCGAUGGCUCUUAUCCCGGGCCGGGAAGGCCACGCAAGCCCGGUCAUACCGAAGAUGAUUAUUUGGCACCCAUAUCUCUAAUCGGCUCCGGCACAGGUAGCUCCAUUACAAAUGCCAGUAUAAUGUCAGAUGUGCCUCCUCUGUUGCCGCCUCCCACACAAACAUCCUCCAGGGCUCGGACUCAACGUCAACAAUCGCUUAAUCAGCAAAGUAAGGCGCACGAUAUAUAUGAAAACAAAAGUGAAAUACUGCAACAGAUCCAACAGCAGCAACAACAACAACAGCAGCAGCAGAAACAAACAAUAUUAGAACAUCACAGUCCCGCUCCAGGGGCCAUACAUACCCUCACACAACUCCUAACUCUGGGCAUCGAUGAAUUGGCUGUUAAAUUAAAUGUGCCUACGAGCAAACUCUCGACAAUGACUCUGGUUGAAUUGACCUCGUAUCUGUCGGAAUUCUUGGAACAAAAUAAACCCACUAAAGUAGAAUACAAAGUGGAAACCUCUCAAGAGAAUACCCAACAACACUCAGCGCCUAUAUUUAAGGUGAACUUUGAUCAAGAGGCCACAUUUGUAGCGAAAUUUGAUGAUACAUUCGGAGAAGAUUUUCAUCAACACUCUUCGGCAGGAACUUCAACCAGCUUUGAAGCGAAUUUUGCCCAAUUUGAUACAGUCAGUGUGGAGCCGCCCGGGCAGGAUAAUACUCAAAAUGCCAACUUGGUGCCAUCAGCAGAUCGUUAUGCUGUUUUCCGUGAAAUUAUCGAUCAAGAAUUGCAACAGCAACAGGAAAGUGUUGAUCUAAUAGGAGAUGUUAUGGAAACGGAAAUUCCUCACGCCACGGAUGAAGAACCAUUUGAGGCUACCACUAUAACCGACUUAGACAUGAAUGUAACGCAUCAAACUGAUCUUUUAAGUGGCGAUAUGAUGGAGGUGCCUGGACCCCAGCCGCCCAAAAUAGACACCAAAAUCUCCGAGGUAUUGGCCCAGGCUAAAGAUCGCUAUGCGGCUUUGCGUGACUUGAUAUUGGUGGAAAAUCUGUUUGACAAACCAGCACCCAAACCGCCUUCUAUUACCACCGAUAUGGAAACGUUGGGACAUAACGAUAACAAAUCACCCUUCCAAGGUUUUAGUGGUUUUAAUGAUGACGAAGAAGAUCAGGACUUGAGACAACUAAUGGAUCAAGCCUCAACUUUGGAUGCGGUCACUCAACAGCAAAGAUUGGGCCUAGUAGACAGUCGUGGCUUUCUAGUGGAACCCUCCUCAUCAGCCAUAACUGUGGAGGAAGAUGAAGACGAGGAGGAGGAAGAAGAGCGCCGGAAUAAUGGACGUGAAGACACUGGUGGCUUAAGCAGUGCCGAUAGCAAUGAAAAGGAACAAGACAAAGACACCAUGCCAACAACACAAUACGAACAAUUAGCCAGCUCCAAUCAACAAUUGGAGGAGAUUGAGGAAAAACCCGAGAUCUUUAAUGAUAAUCCCCAAAUUAGUAUCACUCAAAGUCAAAUGCCCACCAACAGCGACAGUAAAUAUUUAUCGGUGGUUAGUGUGGCUUCUUCGGGCCUAUCGGGUUCCAAAGAUGACUUGGAAAUCGACGAUUUAAUGCAUAGAGCCAUUUCCAACUUGUCUCUAGAUUCUAGAGAACGUAAUUCACCAGCCAUAGCGCCCCAGCAACAAAACACCCACUCAACUACUACCACCAUGACGCCACCGCAUUUCAAUGAUGUCAGCACAUCACCCAUACCCCUGCAAAGGUCGCCGUUACCUUCUCUAACUAGCCAACAAAAUAAGUCGCCCAACAACAAAUCACCCCAACAAGUAUCGCCACUACCCUCUCAACUCACAGUGGUUUCGCAAAUAAUCGAUGCUGCUACCAAACAAAUACAAAGCGAUGCUAUAUCAAAGACUUCUAACGAUUCCUGGGCCACUUUUGAUACACCGCAACACCAACCGGUCAUAGCAUCCGAUAAACGGGCCAGACCUGCGGCUAAACUUGUGGCAAAAGCCAACAAUUUCCUUAAUUUACCACCACCUCCCGGCUCCAUUUCGAAUUGUUCUCAAAAUGAUAGUGCCAUAGAGUCGCCUUGCUCUUCGGAUCCACGAGAAGAAGCUUGGCACAAACACACCAUGGGUGGUAGUAGUUUAUCGCUGGGACAUCAAGCAGCUCCCUUAGGUGGUAGCACUUCAGCGCAACGACGUUAUCACAAAAAAGAACGACAAAAUACUUCCUCCUCAUCGCGGGAUCUAAGCUGGGAUGAAGAUCAAGGUAGUAUACCGCCAACUCAUGUUCUGGACUAUCCGCCGCCAAGUAAACGUUUGUCUGGGCAAUUACAAGGUAGUCUAACGACUGACCGUCAUGGUUACUAUCGACGUCAUGCCAGACGCAUGAAUUCCUGUGAUGAUGAAUAUGAUUAUGAACAAGACUAUACCACUAGCCGCAGAGACAGGGAGCAGUGUAAAUAUAAGCAUAGUUUGAGCAGAAGUAGGGAUAAUUUUGAAAUGGAUUCUCCUGGCUGGUAUCACCAUCAUGGUCCCCAACAUCCACAUCACACUUGGUCCUCCCAAGAUAUCGAACAGGCCCGGGGACGCAACUUUGAGCGCUCAGCCUAUGAAAGAACCACUUACGGACCUCCUAUUUACGAUAAAAGAGGUGUGGGUCCUCCUCUACCACCCACUUCCAGUUACGAUAGACGUUCGGCUGGUGGAGGUGUCUAUGACAAACGUGGUAAAUACUAUCGUGGAGAUUCCAAUCCUCGCUCUGCCGAACGCAUUUACAAUCUGGACGAUUUCGAUGAAAUGUUGGCUGCUUCGGGAAAAAUUCCCGCACAUCUGGCCUCCAUGUACGAAGAAAUGAAGGCCGAAUGUUGUUCGCCUCCAUUGCCAACACAUCGUCAACAACGUACGUCCGACUACAUGUAUGAACGUGAUCGCAAAUCUUUCGAUCGUGAAAGUCUUGAAUCGUACGAAGGCUCCAAUGUGGUACAACGGCGACGUAGACGUAGCUAUGAUAGUGGCGGCAUACCCUCGGAUCCUUAUGGCAGUUGUGAUAGUCGUGAUGAAUACCAUGGUCGUGAACGUUGUGUGAUGACGGCCGAUAAAAGUCGUUCGUUGCGCAAAUCGUUGAAAUCCUUACGUGUUACGGGUGAUAUUGAUUAUGAUCAAGAUUCAGAAAAGGAAUAUCAUUAUCGUGAUCAAAGAUCACGUUGUGAUACUAGAAGUUUGCAGAGACCUAGUCAAUUAACUACUCAGGGCGUUGGAGGGGUUGUUGUAGGAGCUGGCGGCAGUGUGUUGGGUUCCCAGAGUCGCAUUCGCAAGAGUAGUGGUUCAAGUCCCUGGGACGGGGAAGAACCUCCUUUGCCGGGACAAAAAACUACUCCGUCCUCUUGGAAACGCCCUUCCAGCGCAGCCGAGGCUGAACGACGAAGAGCUGCUGUUAAAGGACAAACACCUUCCGGCUCGGAUGAAGAUAAAGAUCGCAGAUACCGCAAGAAGAGGACUACACGCAAUAAGGAUUUACCAGGCAUUCCUAGCAAUGCUGGUCGAUAUGGCCGCAGUGGCAAUUAUGAUUAUAUCUCAUGUGAAGAUCUGGAUGACGAUGCCGAGGAUUAUGUGGACGAAGAAGAAGAAGAGGAAGAAGAUCGUGGCAUUGAACAUGAUGAAAUUUCACCAGCGGAUGAGGACAAAUUUGCUCGUCUUGAAAUGCGUCGCCAUGAAAUGCACAAUCGCAUGAUGGAUGCCCAUGUUAGAAGGAGAAAAGAGGUGCCACCACCAGCACAACCGCAAGUAAGUUCGAUGGCAUACCGUAAGGGUGGUAAGGGCGGCUACAUAAGAAGGCCUUUACCCCCACCUACCGAACCCAAACAUCCCCAGGACUAUGGCUUCGACGAUGAUGAUGGAGAUGAUGGUGAAUAUGAACAGACACCCACGCCCAGAUCGAAUACAAGUAGUGCUUUACCCACAGCCACACCAAAUGCUAGUACCAAAUUUAGUUUUGAUGUAGGUUUCGAAUCUGACUUUAAUCAAUCCUCACCGCCCCCGGCACCCGCUGGUACAGCCUCCAGUUGCAAUUCUACACCAGCAGCCAAUGUCAGUGCCGCCAAUACACCGGCUUCCAAGUCUUCAUUUAGAUUUUCCAAUGACUUUUCAGCUGGCCAGGACCGGGAAAAACAUUUCCAACAUCCCCCGGCGGGUUCCUUGCAGCAAUAUGAUUUAGAAAACCGAGGCAUAUCGCCGCAAACCUCUCAGACCCAGACCAGUACACCAAAGCUACGUUUCGAUGACAAUGUCAAGGUGUCACAAUUCGAUGAUGCAUUUGAGGAUGACUUCUCCAAGGCCACAUUUGAUGCCUUCCAAAAUGAUGAUGUGCAGUGGCAAGAGUCCAUACAGAAAACAACCAAACAACAAAUACGCAAUAAUAAAUUGCAACAACGCCAGCAGGAUUUGAUUAAGAAAUCCGAGUCGGUAAAUAUAUUUGCCAAAAAAGUCGAAGAUCCCUUUGAAGAUGAUGAGUUCUUUAAUAGUCCUCCUUCUACCAUACAACUCACGGCCAACACAGCAGCAGCAGCAGCUGCAAACGAUAAAACCGAAAAUCAUAAAACAAACGGUAAUGGUGGAUCGGGCGGUAGUAAUAAUGGUGGUGGUGGUGGUAACGCGGGCAGUACAGCAGGUUGGGAUGAUGACAAUACAAAUUUCGCCAAAUUUGAUGAAAACAUGUGA
Molecule: messenger RNA, 8094 nt
Organism: Calliphora vicina (urban bluebottle blowfly)
Lineage: Eukaryota; Metazoa; Arthropoda; Insecta; Diptera; Calliphoridae
Gene: Dab
Product: DAB adaptor protein
Exons: 9
Coding region: 913-8094 (2393 amino acids)
Cellular component (GO): cytoplasm
Source: RefSeq, a predicted model, not a curated record